Molecule: messenger RNA, 2796 nt
Organism: Stomoxys calcitrans (stable fly)
Lineage: Eukaryota; Metazoa; Arthropoda; Insecta; Diptera; Muscidae
Product: membrane alanyl aminopeptidase-like
Exons: 8
Coding region: 1-2796 (931 amino acids)
Biological process (GO): proteolysis; peptide catabolic process
Cellular component (GO): cytoplasm
Molecular function (GO): peptide binding; zinc ion binding; metalloaminopeptidase activity
Source: RefSeq, a predicted model, not a curated record
AUGGAAUUAGUGUCUGCCCUGAGGCAACUCUUCAUAGGCUUCUUGCUAUUCUCAUUUGGCGAUAUUGUAAUAAAACUAACAACAGCUCAACAUUAUCGCCUUAGCACAGAUAUCUUGCCCGAUUUUUAUGAUAUCGCCAUUAAACCUUAUCUACAGGAGGGGGAUGGUACAAAACAAUUCACAUUUGAUGGUGAGGUAAACAUUACCCUCCAUGCUGAAGAGAAUAAUGUGUCGAAAAUCACUCUGCACAAAGCCCAAUUGAAGAUACUCGAUGUGAUCUUGUAUGACUCCAAUGGUCACUUAAUUGAACGCAUCUCCAUUGAUCGUCUGCAGUAUGAGGAGCCUACCAACAAACUAACUGUUCCGGUGACAUCGCCAUUGGUUAUGAAUCAGAAAUAUACCAUAUAUUUCAAAUAUAAUGGAUACAUACGUAACGAUAUGGCAGGGGUUUAUCGCGCUACCUACGAUGGCAUUAAUUGGUAUCUCCUUACCCAGUUACACCGCAUAGAUGCUCGAACAGCAUUUCCAUGCUUUGAUGAACCACAGCUAAAGGCCACUUUUCAAAUGCGUAUCAGCCGACCCAAGGAAUAUCAAUCGUACUUCAAUACUAGACUAUUGAGAACAACUUCGGACAGUGAUGGCCGUUAUACAGAUUAUUUUGAGAAGUCUCCACGCAUGUCGACCUAUGGUGUAGCUUUCGUAGUGGGAGAUUUCUUGGUGGAAGGCAGCAAUGAUUUGAAACUCAUAAUGCAUCCCAAAUUUAAGAACAAGACCAACCUAACCCAGGAAGUGGCUGUGAAAGCCAUAGCAGCUUAUGACGCCUAUACACAAAUGUCCUACAAAUCCAUGGGUAAUGAGAUAAUGCAAAUGCUUGGUGUCAACAGAUUUCCACACAGUGGCAUGGAAAAUUGGGGUUUAAUUUUGUAUAAAGAUUAUCUCUUGGCUCAUGAGCCCCAUGCCACUGAUGGCUGGGCCAACAAAGAACGCACUGUGGGCUUGGUAACACAUGAGGUGGCUCACAUGUGGUUUGGCGAUAGUGUCACUCAUAAGUGGUGGAGCUAUUUUUGGCUGAAUGAGGCAUUUCCUACUUACUAUCAGCAUUUUUUGACCCAUGAGAUUUAUCCCGAAUAUGAAUUGGAUAAACAAUUUGUCUUGAAUGAAAUGCAUACCAUAUUUGAUUUGGAUUCUACCAUCAACACACAACCCUUAACAAGCCCUGAGGAAAGUAUCCAGACUCCCAGUGAAAUUGGUUCUAAAUUCAGUAAUUUGGCCUAUAACAAAGGAGCAUCCUUUGUGCGCAUGAUAGCUAAUGCCAUGGGAAAAGAGAAUUUUGACAAAGCUAUGAGAGAGUAUUUGAAAGAUAAUCAUUUAAAAAAUCCCGCUCCCAAAGAUUUAUUCAAACAAUGGAAACAAUUUUGGCCAGCUGGUCAUCAGGUGGAUUUGAAUCAGCUAUUUAGUGAUUGGACUGAACAACCAGGAUUUCCCAUGAUACGUAUUAAGGCAAUAAAUUCAGGUCGUUACUUGCUAGAACAACAGAGAUUUCUGCUCGAUCCUCAGGAUGGUAGUGAUACCACUCUCAAAUAUACCAUACCCAUAACAUACACCACAAAUCGAGAGCGAAACUUUGAGCAACUUACACCGAAAUUCUAUUUCAACAAAUCUAUGACUCAACUGGAAUUUGGUGAUUCCAAUGCUGAUGAAUGGAUCAUCUUGAAUUUGCAGCAAUCUAACUAUCACAGAGUAUUCUAUGAAACUGACCUACUCGACAAACUUCGCAAGGCGUUUAUGGCUCCCAAACACAGUGAUAUACACGAAAUCAAUAGGGCCCACAUGGUGGAUGAUCUCUUCACCUAUGGCCGCAUAGGUCUUUUGGGCUAUGAUUGUAUUUUCGAAUUCAUGGAAUACUUGGCAGAAGAGACGGCAUAUCUACCCUGGCAUCCGGCCUUUAGAGCUUUUGAGACCAUCAGUCAACGUUUGACAUUGAGUGAACACGAAAAAUUUGGAGAAUUCCUAUUUGAAAUACUUUCUAAGGUCUAUGAACAUUUGGGAUUUCAUACUAAUCCCAACGACUCCAUUCUGGAUAUUUAUAAUCGCAAUAAAGUCAUUACCUGGCUGUGUAAAUACCAUCACAGAGAAUGUAAUCAAAAAGCCCAAUCCUAUUUCCAAACCAGCCUGGCCACAAAUGUUGCCACAGAUUUUCAAGAAUCUCUUUAUUGUGCUGCCUGCCGUGAGGGACAAUAUGAAAUCUAUUUGGCCCUUACGAAUCUAUACAAGGCUGAGACUUUGGAUAGUCAAAGAGAAAAGCUUAUGCGAGCCAUGGGUUGUACCCAACAUUUUGUGGGCAAUCACCUUGACUUCAUUCUAGGCGAUAAUGUAAAGCAAGAAGAAAAACCCGAAGCCCUGGCUAAUCUGUAUACUCAAACACCCGAAAACGUGGAACCUGUGUAUCACUUGCUUACGGAUUCCGUGGAACAGCUAGAGAUAAUUUUGGGUGGCUGGUCUAGCACUGCCAAUGUGAUCAGUGACAUUGCCAAUUACUUUACUACCCAACAUCAGUUGGACAUGCAUAAGCAGUUCAUUGCUGCGAAAGGACAUCUUUUUGGUUCUUCAGUUAGCAUUUUGGAAAAUUCCGUCAAGACUGUGGAGAAAAAUUUGUUGUGGUCUCAAAAACAUUUGGGAAAACUAUUUGAAUAUCUGGAUCAACGCAAUGGGGCGAUUUCAUUACGCGGCUUGGGCUCUUUAGUGCCAUUACUGUUGGCUUACGAUAAUUUUUUAUUAAACAAAACUACACCAUGA